AGCAGUACUUGAUUGAUGUCUUGUGUUCAGAAAGUAUACUACCAUUCUGGCAGACUUCGGCUUAACCCGAACCUGUACGAGAGCGGGAAAGUGUGUCUGAGCCUUCUGAACACCUGGUGGGGCAAGGGGUGCGAGAAGUGGGGCAAGUCGAGCUCCACCAUGCUGCAGGUUCUGGUCUCCAUCCAGGGCCUCGUGCUGAAUGAUAGGCCAUACUUCAAUGAGCCAGGAUACAAGAACUCGGCUGAAACGACAGGUGGUGAGAGGUGUUCCUUGGCUUACAAUCAGACGGCCUUCGUCAGAUCAUGCAAGACGAUGCUGUAUUCACUCCGGAAGCCUCCAAUGCAUUUUGAGACCCUUGUGUUGUGGCACUUCCACGAGCAUGAGCGUGCCAUCCUCGACGCUUGCAGGGCUUACAUGUCUGGGACAGUCGUUGGGUCGUCUGCUGGGACUGGGAGCAACCGCAGAUACGUCCAUGACAAGUGCUUUGCAGAAUUCCACAAGUCGCUGAUGCUCUACACUGAACAUCUCAGGGCUGAGUUUGCUGCAAACAGAAGACGAGUGAUGGAGCUGGAAACAGAAGACGAGAUCGUGCCUAGCAUAGCAGCUAGCGUGAAAUCGUGUUGAAGGCAAAUGCCCCACGGUGUUGCUCUCAUCAUCAGAUAUUUGCUGCCUUAGCUAUUUCUAGCUUCAUUCUACUUCAUUCAUGUCAAGUGAAUAAUCUAAUUCAUGGCAAUUGUACC
Zea mays is the source of this 740-nucleotide messenger RNA. Its product is annotated as probable ubiquitin-conjugating enzyme E2 26. The record is from RefSeq and is a predicted model, not a curated record. Lineage: Eukaryota; Viridiplantae; Streptophyta; Magnoliopsida; Poales; Poaceae. Gene Ontology annotation, molecular function: ubiquitin conjugating enzyme activity. The transcript has 2 exons. Bases 16 to 624 code for a protein of 202 amino acids.